Messenger RNA from Mobula hypostoma (lesser devil ray), 3836 nucleotides. Its product is annotated as RCC1 and BTB domain-containing protein 2-like. The coding region runs from base 163 to 1740 and encodes 525 amino acids. Gene Ontology annotation, molecular function: protein binding. The transcript has 12 exons. Lineage: Eukaryota; Metazoa; Chordata; Chondrichthyes; Myliobatiformes; Myliobatidae. The record is from RefSeq and is a predicted model, not a curated record.
AUUGGCUCCCGUGCGCUGCACGCUCCCUCCUCGCUCUCUCUUCCGGAGUCAGGAGCGAGAGGGGCGGUCGAGUGGAGAUCCAGGCCAGCUGACCGGCCCGUUUAAUUUAUCUGAAUGCCUUGUCUGUCACACUCAGCUGUGCUUCACUGAAAGACUCUUGUCAUGUUGGAUGUUGGGAAGUGGCCAUUGUUUGCCUUGCUUCCGCCACAAGACCUCCGCUCUAUUCGCCUAGCCUGUGUCUUUGGCGCAUCUGGUAAUGAAACUCUGUAUGUCACAGAAAAUGAUGAGGUAUUUGUCCUUGGGACGAACUGCAGCGGUUGCUUAGGAACUGGUGAUAUUCAAAGUACAAUACAGCCCAGGAAAAUCGACGUUUUGUGUGGCAAGAAGAUUGUUCACCUAAAUUAUGGAAGUGGACCUCACGUGGUGCUUGCAACUUCAGAUGGAGAGGUUUAUGCCUGGGGAAAUAAUGGUUACAGUCAGCUUGGCAAUGGAACAACUACUCAAGGCUUGUCUCCAUGUCAGGUUUCUACCAAUCUGCUUAACAAGAAAGUAAUCGAGGUGGCCUGUGGAUCCCAUCAUUCCAUGACAUUGACUUCUGAUGGGGAAGUUUAUGCCUGGGGUUACAAUAACUGUGGACAAGUGGGAUCAGGGUCAACUUCUAAUCAACCAACUCCACGAAGAGUGACCAGUUGCUUACAGAAUAAAUUGGUUGCUACUAUUGCUUGUGGUCAGUCAUCUUCCAUGGCAGUUUUAGAUAAUGGAGAGGUGUAUGGCUGGGGUUACAAUGGUAAUGGACAGCUUGGAUUGGGCAGUAAUGGCAAUCAACCGACGCCUUGCAGACUGGCAGCAUUACAAGGAAUACAUGUGUGUCAGAUUGUCUGUGGCUACGCUCAUGCUCUUGCACUAACAGAUGAAGGCUUGCUCUAUUCCUGGGGAGCUAACACGUACGGCCAGUUGGGCAGUGGCAUUAAAAGCAACCAAUCUUGUCCAGUCCAAAUCACGCUGGACAAGGAAAGGGUUGUGGAAAUUGCAGCCUGCCAUUCCACUCACACCUCAGCUGCUAAGACCCAAGCCGGUCAGGUGUACAUGUGGGGUCAGUGUCGGAGUCAAUCAGUCACCCUCCCAUACUUAACUCACUUUACCUGCACGGAUGAUGUGUUUGCCUGCUUUGCCACUCCAGCUGUUACGUGGCGUCUCCUAUCUGUAGAAAGUGAUAAUCAUUUGACAGUAGCACAAUCAAUGAAGAAAGAAUUUGACAGCACAGAAACUUCAGAUUUAAAGUUCCUUGUGGAUGGAAAGACUAUUCAUGCUCACAAAGCUGUUCUCAAAAUAAGGUCCCAACAUUUACGAUCCAUGCUCCAUGAUGAAGAAGUGAUUGAAAUUGACCAGUUUAGCUAUCCAGUGUACCGUGCUUUUCUAGAAUACCUCUAUACAGACUCAGUCAAUGUACUUCCUGAGGAUGCAAUAGGCCUUUUGGAUUUGGCUGCAUUUUAUGGAGAAAACAGCUUGAAGAAGCUCUGCGAGCAGACCAUUAAACAAGGUAUUUCUGUGGAGAAUGCCAUCACUUUACUCUCUGCUGCAGUAAAAAAUCAAGCAAAGGGGUUGGAAGAGUUUUGCUUUAAGUUCUGUGUCAAUCAUUUGACAGCCGUGACACAAACUCAGGGCUUUGCUGACAUGGACCAUGAGUUCCUAAAGGACUUCAUUAGCAAGGCUGGCAAGCAUGGAGCAUUUCGGAACUGAGGCAACAACUCGAACUUCCAAAGAUGACGAUGCUUUGAUUUGGAAACUGAAUAUAGCUUGUGGGGAGGAGGGUGAGGUUCUUUUUGAUGCCCCUCUACUCUAGUUUUUCCACUGUCAUCCCUUCAGCUGCCACCUUUAGUAGGAGUACACCUUCAUAGAUACUCGCUGUGGCUUAACUUUAAAUAGGCUAUUCAUUUGGUGGUUUUCCAGUUGAACUCCCUGCUUGGAAUCAUUAGAUCUACCAAGCAGUUGCUGUACUGUGAUGAUGCAGCCUGGCCUUGCCUGCUUUUCACCCUUUGCUAUAAAGCUGUUGCAGCAAUCGCAGUAAUUAAACUGAGAUCGACUAUGUAGGUAUGCUUCAUCUAUUCAUUGAGAAGGGUAAAGGCAGCCAAGAGAGUGACUCAGGCGUUACUUGCAAAUCUGUAAUUUUCAGUAUUAAUUACAAAAAAAAAAUCAGGUCACAAAAUCAGUCUCUCCAUGGGACUACUACUGAAUUGUGGCUAAAAUGCAAUGAAAACUAGGAACUAAACAUCCUUUCAGAAAUCUGCUUUGUGAUUCAUUCAGAGAUUUCACAUUAACUAGUCUAGCAGUCGUUCUCUACACAGUCUUACUACUGCUGGAAUGUCAGCUAUGAACAAUAGUUGGAUCAUUUAGAAUAAGUGCACUUUUAUGCUGUCUAUAGCAAAAGCAGAGCUUCACCUUUCCCAGUUAUAUUUCUUACACAUCAGUUUUUGUACCUCGGCUUUGAGGGAACAGCUGGAGUCCACAGUUGGAACUUUCCACCCGAUUGAUACCAACAUGUUUGAAGUGUCUGACAUUUUAAACCAGAAUAUAUUCUGGACAAAGGAGAUUUCAUUACAGUCCAGAUAUUUUAAUAAUUACCUUGGAAUAUUUCACAAAUGAAAAAUCUUCUUCAAAAAUUAGUACCCUAGCUCCUUGGAUAGACUUUGGCUCUUUCUAUUGGGUCAUUUACACUUGCUUAGUUGUGAUGAUUUGGCUUCCCAAAAUUUUGGGAGGUAUUUGUGCAGUGGGGAUAACCAGUUGCUCAUAUCACCAUUCUACUGCCUUGUGACUCAUUUUACAAUGCAUGACUAAUUAAGCUUCCUGUUUGAACUAUAUCAAAAAUUUGAGUAUCAGAUCAACUCCUUUCCCAAAGUUUCUCCCAGCACCUACCUACAUUUCAUCAGACAAGCCAGACAAACAGGAAGUCAAUCUUAAUUUCCAAGAUCAUAGUCACUUUUGCAUUCUGCAAAAGCUACUGGAAGAGAUGUACUAAAUGAGGUGUACUAUAAAAUCUAUUACUCCAAUCAAGCUCCUCUCCUUAAGUCAUCAAGCAGAAGUCUAGCCGAAUUGCAUACUUACUGGCUGCAGAUCAGUUUCUACUUUUAUGCUAAGUUUGAUUACUUUAUCAGACUUAUUUGAAGGUUUUAACAUUCAUACAGACUUGGGAGACACAACAUUACAGGCAAGCUUGCACUUUAUUUUGUUUCAAUCUUUACUCUAACUUAACCUGAUAUUAUAGGAAUUUUUUAAGUAAUUGCUAAUUUGAAAUUACCUUAAAAUUUAUCAGGUCAGGUCAACUAGACACUGAGAUGAGUAGGACUGAUAUGGAUAUUCCUCAGUUCACAUAAUAUUUCAAACUACUGUUAUGGACAGGAAACAAAAACUAAGAUGUUGAAUGACCGUUUAAUCUGUGUAUGUAUCAGGCCCCAUAAGCAAAGGUCUUAAUCAUGUUUGUCAUUAUCAGUAAGAAGCAAAUAUUGUAAAAUACUUCUAAUAGUAGUUCACUAUCAUGAAAAAAGUGGAUUUAAUGACUGGAAAAUGUAUUUAUAAUGUAGAGGACCAAAUGUUAUAAUUUUGUUGUCUUAACUGUUGCAAUGUAAAUUGUUUUGGCAUUUUAUAUAAUGGUGACUCAACCUAUGUCAAACAUUUCAUAAUUGUAACAGCAUUUGUUUUUAAAAGUUAUUUUCAAAUUUAAGAGUUCUGUAUGCUUAAAGUAUGAAGUUAGCUUUGAAAUUGGAUGUUAGUAUUAAGACUAUAUAACAUUUAAUUAAAAUGGCAAUCAAGUUCUCUGACAAAUUCAUUACCUAAAAAUA